CACACACACACACACACACACACACACACACAUUCACACACUCACUCACUCACUCACUGGAUAUGCUCACGAGCGAGUCAGACGGGCGCAGACAUACAGAGAAGAGUGAGCACAUGUGACACAUAACAUAUCAGUGUUGCAACUCACCAGAUGGGAACCAUUGCUUGAGAUAACAAACCUUUCUCUGAACUAAGUUCAAUGGGAGCAGAAUGUCUGUGAAUGCCCCCAGCAGCAGUGAUGCGUGUUUAAGCAUCGUUCACAGCCUGAUGUGCCACCGCCAGGGAGGAGAGAAUGAGAGCUUCGCCAAACGUGCCAUUGAAAGCCUGGUAAAGAAACUCAAAGAGAAAAGAGAUGAGCUUGACUCCCUCAUCACCGCUAUCACCACAAAUGGAGUCCAUCCAAGCAAGUGCGUCACCAUACAAAGAACGCUGGAUGGACGUUUGCAGGUGGCUGGGCGGAAGGGUUUCCCUCAUGUCAUAUACGCUCGUCUGUGGCGAUGGCCGGACCUCCACAAGAAUGAACUCAAGCAUGUCAAGUUCUGUCAGUAUGCGUUCGAUCUGAAGUACGAUAAUGUGUGUGUGAACCCCUACCACUAUGAGCGUGUGGUUUCCCCUGGGAUUGUGGGAUUCAGUUUGCCAAACACAGGCAGGCUGAUAAAAGAAGAGCACAUACAUGACUGCAUCCAGAUGGAGGGUCCAUCGAAUAUGACAUUACAGCAAGACCAUCAUCCUUCAGAUCACUACAGCCCACAGCCACUGAGACUGAUGUCCCCAGAGCCGCCCCAGCGGACCACUUCCUCGGUCACUCUCUACCCCAGCCUGCCCCUCUCUCCACCCUCGAGUGCUUCCAGGUUGUCCAUGCAGGUGGACCGCCCUGAGGGACUGUUGCAGAUCGCCUCCCCAGCAGGACGAGCCUUAACCUCCAGCUCUCCACCUUCCACCCCAACACACAGUCACGCACCCACACACAGCCAGCCCUCAUCCCAGCAGCCCUCUGUCAGUCAAAGUGAAUACAGCACCUCGAAGCACACACAGACACAGGGCUCUUACCACACAACAACCUGGACAGGGACCAGUACAGCCUCUUAUACUCCUACUGGACCACAGCAAAAUGGGCGGAGUCACCAGCAAGCCCCUCCCCCUCAUACCAGCCACUUCUGGUCUCAGCAUCACACACCAGCCUCAUACCCUCAACCAGUCUCCAACCAUCCAGGCCCAGAGUUCUGGUGCUCAAUCUCUUAUUUCGAGAUGGACGUGCAGGUCGGGGAGAUGUUUAAGGUUCUAGCAAACUGUCCUGUGGUGACAGUAGAUGGAUAUGUGGACCCUUCGGGCGGGGACCGCUUUUGCCUGGGUCAGCUUAGCAAUGUUCACCGAACUGAUGCCAGUGAGAGGGCAAGGCUUCACAUUGGUAAAGGUGUUCAGCUGGAGUGUCGUGGGGAGGGGGACGUGUGGAUGCGUUGCCUUAGUGACCAUGCUGUCUUCGUGCAAAGUUACUACCUGGACAGGGAGGCAGGGAGAGCGCCAGGGGAUGCUGUUCACAAGAUCUACCCAGGAGCCCUCAUUAAGGUAUUUGAUCUUCGUCAGUGUCACAGGCAGAUGCAGCAGCAAGCGGCGACUGCGCAGGCAGCUGCGGCUGCGCAGGCUGCAGCGGUAGCUGGGAACAUCCCUGGGCCUGGCAGUGUUGGAGGAAUUGCUCCAGCCAUCAGUCUGUCGGCCGCCGCCGGAAUAGGUGUUGAUGACCUGCGUCGUUUGUGUAUCCUGCGUCUGAGUUUUGUAAAGGGUUGGGGACCUGACUACCCUCGACAGACCAUCAAACAAACACCGUGCUGGGUGGAAGUUCAUCUACACCGUGCCCUGCAGCUGCUGGAUGAGGUCCUGCACACCAUGCCCCUCGCUGACCCUGGACCUGCCAACUGACCCAAAGACUGUAAAAUAUACAAGUCCUGUCACAAAAACAGGGAAGACGAAAGACAGAGAAACAGAGAGACACACACACCUGCACAGGCAAACAGUGACUCAUAGUACCACAUACACGUAUAAGCCGUCAUGCCUUCACACACACACACACACAGUCUUUCCACAGGCUUUUCCUUGGCCAGCAAAGUGCCUCUGAACUGACCAGUGUUUAGUCCACUCUUGGGUGCUGUUGACUCAGUUGUCAAGGUAACACAGACCAAAGGCCCCACUGAUGAGUUCACACUAAUGGAGGUCCAAAAGAGGUGGAAGUAUUGAAGAGGGAGAGAAAGAUCCAUACAAAUGUUGCAAUUCUGCUGCACUAGGGCUUUAGGGGUAAAGCUCUGACUUCAACUGAUUUAUCAUAGUUCUUAAAGUGGCAGCUGAUCUGAAUUCUGAGUGCAGGCAGGAAGUCCAUGAACAAAUGCAUUUAAAACCAGCUAAUAAAAAGGAUAGAAAUUGUGCAGUAGUCUACAAACCCAUUUAAUUUAACCUGACAAAUCUUGAAAUGAGACCAAAAACAAGUGAUCUCGGGAACAAAGAAUCUGCUGUUUUAAUGAGAAUCAAAUUAUGAAUACCAUAAGUGUUUAUAACUCAGUGAUACAGAGAUAAAAGUUUUGUUAACAGGGGGAUUUUCAUCUGUUAGGUUAUACAUGAGUGAUGCCAUAACAGUCUGACACAUCCAUACACGGUCAAUCCUUGAUAAGCCAUGACACUGAGACAGGAGUGAGGACACCUAGUGGUUAUUUUUAAGUAUUACAUUCCCUUUAUACACAGGCCUGCAUUAGACAUGAGUUACCCAACUCUUACUUAAGCUUUAUAUACGAAUUGUGUUUAAUUCAAAGAUUACUCGAGAGGCUGUGUUAUAUUGUGAAUAUAUUCAUGGCAAAAGGGAGUUGUUAGGCAAAACACCUCCAAUAUAUGCAUUUCCUAAAUUAUUACAUUUUGUCAAAUCCCACUUGCUUAUUGUAGGACAAUGUAUAAGGGGUCUGCCACUAAGAGGGCCCUCCAAACAUGUGUGUUCCAGGACCAUGAUCCAGCCGUGACUAUAUUCAGAAUACAGUGCACACUCAAGUGCUUUAUUGCUUCCAUAAAAUGGCCACUACAUAAUAAAAAAUAUUAAGAAAAGUAAA
Molecule: messenger RNA, 3085 nt
Organism: Megalobrama amblycephala (Wuchang bream)
Lineage: Eukaryota; Metazoa; Chordata; Actinopteri; Cypriniformes; Xenocyprididae
Gene: smad10b
Product: SMAD family member 10b
Exons: 13
Coding region: 210-1916 (568 amino acids)
Biological process (GO): regulation of transcription by RNA polymerase II; transforming growth factor beta receptor signaling pathway; SMAD protein signal transduction
Cellular component (GO): heteromeric SMAD protein complex
Molecular function (GO): I-SMAD binding; DNA-binding transcription factor activity, RNA polymerase II-specific; RNA polymerase II cis-regulatory region sequence-specific DNA binding
Source: RefSeq, a predicted model, not a curated record